Messenger RNA from Cyclocybe aegerita, 1203 nucleotides. The record is from the annotation of a GenBank genome assembly. Lineage: Eukaryota; Fungi; Basidiomycota; Agaricomycetes; Agaricales; Hemipholiotaceae.
AUGACCUCAGUACCUGGACCAGCAGUCGCCGUCGCACAAAAAAUCCUCGCCCUUGCACAACAAUACGAAGGCGAGACUAGCAACGAAAUUCGCCGGCGUAGCAUCAGAGCUCAGCUACAAGACACGUCGGACGAACUCCUCCGUGCUAUCCUAACUCCAUCCGAGUAUGCGAUACUGGUGGCUGAGGCUUUCCACGAAAGCUCUGCGUUGAACCUCGCGACAGCUGCCAAAGUUGCAGAUGCUUUAGGAGACGGACAUUCCACCGUCCAGGAUCUAGCAUCUAAGACCGGGUAUCGCGCUCAUCACCUCGGGACCGCGUUGACCUGCCUAGCCUCAAAGGGAAUCUUCGAAGAAGUGGAUGGCUUCGGGUGCAAGAUCUUCAAGAACAACGAAAACUCACGGGUACUCUCCGGCAGUCAUCCAGACGCAGUUGACGGUGCUAUCGGGUUCAUUUGUGAUGAAGGCUUCAAAUCUGCAUCGAGGCUUACUGAUGCUGCGUCACCGACCGUGUCAGCAGCAGGUCUUCCAGCUGGCAGCCUCGCCUUCAAUGCUCCAAUUACGCUGUUUAAGUGGAUCGCUUCUCAGCCUGAGAAUGCCUGGCGGUUGCAGCGACAGAUGAAGGCCUACGACCAGCUUCAUCACAUGGCCAACCACGGUCUCGAGGAAGAUUUCUCAUGGGGAGCACUGGGAUCGCCUAUUGUCGAUGUAGGUUGCGGCAUCGCCUCAACUGAACGUACGCUGCUUGAGCAUGCCUCAACAAAACACCUCCGUUUCACUUUGUUCGAUUUGCCUCCAGUGCUCGAAAAGACUCGGAAAUUGUGGGAGGACGCGGGUGUUCAAGACAAGGCCACCUUCAUUUCCGGUGACUUCCUCCAAACCCCCUCCGUCAUCCCAGCCGGCGCACCGACCUACAUGUUGCGCCACAUCUUCCUCGAAUGGCAGGACGAUAAGGCCCUUGUAUUCUUAAAGAACAUCCACGACGCCAUGACGUCCGAGAGCGUCCUCCUAGUCGUCGAAGUGCUCCUGCACGAGGACUCGGACCGCCUCAUCCGCACGUCAAGCAUGCACAUGCUGUCUCUGAACAAUGCCGUGACGAGGACGCUACCUGAAACUAUCGUCCUGUUGGAGAAGGUCGGCUUCAAGUUGAAGAAAGUCAAUCGAUUGUUGGCGGCCGAUUCAGUCAUUGAGUUUGUGAAAGCGUAG